Messenger RNA from Perognathus longimembris pacificus (Pacific pocket mouse), 1805 nucleotides. It is a transcript of the gene R3hdm4, whose product is annotated as R3H domain containing 4. The transcript has 8 exons. Lineage: Eukaryota; Metazoa; Chordata; Mammalia; Rodentia; Heteromyidae. Bases 51 to 860 code for a protein of 269 amino acids. Gene Ontology annotation, molecular function: nucleic acid binding. The record is from RefSeq and is a predicted model, not a curated record.
GCCGGGCCCCAGAAGGCCCAGCCGGGCGCGGCGUCGCGGCUGCCCGCGCCAUGGUCGCCCUGGAGAACCCGGAGGGCGGCCCGGAGGCGGCGGCGGCGGGGGGCGACCCGGGCCGCCCGCGGAUGCUGCCCCUCCAGGGCUGCCUGCCCCCACUAGCCAGCUCCCAGGUGAAGAGACUUUCAGCCUCCAGGCGCAAGCAGCAUUUCAUCAACCAGGCUGUGCGGAAUUCAGACCUUGUGCCCAAAGCCAAGGGACGGAAGAGCUUACAGCGCUUGGAGAACACCCAGUACCUCCUGACCCUGAUGGAAGCCGAUGGAGGUCCACCAGGUCUGGAGGACGGGGACUUGACACUCCCUGCAGCCCCGGGCAUCUUUGCCGAGGCCUGCAACAAUGCCACCUAUGUGGAGGUCUGGAAUGACUUCAUGAACCGCUCUGGGGAGGAGCAGGAGCGGGUGCUCCGCUACCUGGAGAACGAGGGCCAGAACAAGCCGAGGAGGAGGGGCCCGGGCCGUGGGGAGGACCGGCGGAGAGAGGACCCAGCAUACACACCCCACGAGUGCUUCCAGCGCAUCAGCCGCCGGCUGCGGUCCGUGCUGAAGCGGAGCCGCAUCCCCAUGGAAACACUGGAGAGCUGGGAGGAGCGGCUGUUGAGGUUCUUCUCUGUGUCCCCCCAGGCUGUAUACACAGCCAUGCUGGACAACAGCUUUGAGAGGCUCCUGCUUCAUGCCGUUUGCCAGUACAUGGACCUCAUCUCAGCCAGCGCUGACCUGGAAGGCCGGCGACAGAUGAAGGUCAGCAAUCGGCAUCUGGACUUCCUGCCGCCAGGGCUGCUCUUGUCCGCCUACCUGGAGCAGCACUGAUGACAGCCCCCUGGAGCCCUGCCUGCUGCCACACGGGGCCCCAAGGUCUCCCACAUCGUCUGCUCACAUCAUUGAGAUUUUUAAAAUUUGCCCUUGGAAACCGAAACCUGCUCUUCCCCUGGGGUGGGUUCUCUGACCCUUGACCCCUCCCUGCCCAGCUCACAGGUCCACACUGGCAGCUGGGACUGCCCGACUGUCCCUGCAGCCUCUGUACAUAGCCUCCUACCCUGUGACUUUUGUCUGGGUGGGAAGACCUGACCUGGGCAUGUUGCUUUCUUCAUUGUUGAGCUUUUUUUUUUUUUUUUUGGCCCAGGUUGAAGCUCAGGUGAGGAGGGAAAAAAAUCAAGGGGUUUUAUCACUUUUAAUGUGUUUGGCAUGAUUUGUUGUACAUUUUUAAAUUUCCCUUUUGAAGAGAAAAAAACAACAAAACAACAAAAAAAAAAAUCUACCACAACCCCAAAUCUUGCCCUAGCUGGUAAAGCAUGGGGCUUCAUGACAGCCUUUGCUUGACCCCUGCCAAUUUUUACCUCUGAUGGGAGAGGGUGUCCCUUGGGACCCAGCCCCUCAUCCCAGGAGCAUUUUGUCUUGUGCAUGUGUGUGUAUGUGUGUGUGUGUGUGUGUGUAUAUGUGUGCACGCACAUGCGUGGGUCCUCCACGCAGGACAAGCUUCAUCUCAAGGGCUGGUUUUAUGCUUUUAGCUAUGCGUGUCUUGUGGUCCCUCCUCCCCUGCCUGCUCUCCACCUAACACCCCGCCCCCCCACCCAAUUCCCUCCCUUUAUACUGGGGAUCCAGGACUUCCAGCCAGAAGCCUCUGACCUCUGUUACCCCUGUCCCUAGCCUGGCUCCAAUUGCCCUGCCGGGAGCAGGGGCCCCGUGUGGAGAACAGGCCUGCUUGGUGUGCUUGGGGGAUGGGAAGUGUUUUAAUAAAUUCCUGGUGCUCUGGCA